Molecule: messenger RNA, 264 nt
Organism: Cokeromyces recurvatus
Lineage: Eukaryota; Fungi; Mucoromycota; Mucoromycetes; Mucorales; Mucoraceae
Exons: 1
Coding region: 11-211 (66 amino acids)
Source: RefSeq, a predicted model, not a curated record
UUUUUUUCCUAUGGCGUCUCCAACGGUUAAUGAGCGAACUCAAAUCCUUUUCGACUGUAACACAGAUACAAAGUAUUUAGUUUAUAUUAGUACAUACAUAUACACAUGCAUUAUUAAAGAUAAGACAAUGCUUUAUCAUCAUGCUUUCUUUAGUUUAUACAUGUAUAUAAUCAUCAUCAUCUUUUUUGAUAGUCUAUUUGAAAUACAAUAAAGAUUAUGCACUUAUUUGAUGAGGUCUAUGCUUCUAACGAUUAAAAAAAAAAA